CAGCCUGACAAGAGUAGACUGCCAGCAAGUUUGCUUUCCUUCAUGACCAUAGCCAGUUUUGAAUGAGGGACAGCAGAAGAAGAGUGUUUUAAAUCACCACUGAUUUGGGCCAUCAGCAGGACAAUGGUGCUUUGUUUUCUGAGCGUAACACUGCAACUAGCAAGACAUUCAUGCAGUCCACUGGGGAGACAACUCUGUUCAGCCAGUGCAAAUAAGCCAGUGUUGACUUUAUUCACCAAGAAACCGUGCCCACUAUGUGACGAAGCAAAAGAAGUCCUUGAGCCAUAUAAGGGAAGGUUUAUUUUGCAGGAGGUGGAUAUUACCCUUCCAGAGAACUCAGCAUGGUAUGAUAAAUACAAAUACGACAUACCUGUUUUUCAUUUAAAUGGGAAGUUCCUCAUGAAGCAUCAUGUAGACGUUCAGAAGUUUGAGGACAAGCUUACGAAGCUGGAGUUGCAAAAUGAUGGAAACCAGUGAAGAAAACGCAGCUGCUCUGGUAUGGAUCUGAAAAGACUGUGCAUCAUAAAUUGUGGGAAAAAAAGCAGUAUUCGUUAUCUGGCCUUAUGUUUCUUAGAACGUAUGGUACCAGUGUCCUAAAAAAACUUGAGUGAAUUGUAUUCUAUUUUGUGUUGAUCAUCCAGCCUGGCUACACCGGUAGCAACCUUUUCUGUACCAUUCCUUUGGUGCUAUCCUAGGCUGGCUUUUAUUGACAGAAUAAAUGCUGGUCCAUAACAGCAGAUAAAGUGAAAUGUGUUUGCAUUGGGUUUGCAUGGUGAGGUUUUGGUAGUGGGGAGCACUACAGGAACGGGUUCUGUGAGAAGGUGGUAGAAGCUACCCCCACGUCUGAUAGAGCCAACACCAAGACAGACCCACUGCUGGCCAAAGCUGAGCCAGUCAUUGAUGGUGGUAGUGCCUCUACAAUAACAUAAGUAGGUGGAGGGGAAACCUGAGCAAUCGCAGCUGGAUAGAGGAGUGAGAGUAUGUGAGAGCAACAGCUCUGCAGACACCAAGGACAGUGAAGAAGGAGGGGGAGGGGGUUCUACACGUGCUGGAGCAGAGAUUCCCCUGCAGCCCUUUGUGAAGACCACGGUGGGGCAGGCUGGCCACCUGCAGCCUGUGGAGGUUACUGGAGGAGCAGAUGUCCACCUUCAGCCUGUAGAGCACCCCAUGCCAGAGCAGGUGGAUGUGUGCGGAGGAGGCUGUGACCCUGUGUGAAGCCUGUGCUGGAGCAGGUUUGCUGGCAGGACCUGUGACCCCGUGGGGGACCCACACUGGAACAGUCUUUGUUCCUGAAGGACUGCACCACGUGCAAAGGAUCCACGCUGGAACAGUCCAUGAAGAACUGCAUCCAUAGGAAGAACUUGCAUUGGAGAAGUUUGUGAAGGACUGUCUCUGGUGGCAGGGACCCCAUGCUGGAGCCAGGGAAGAGUGUGAGGAAUCCUUCCCCUGAGUAGGAAACAGCUGUGGACACAACGUAUGAUGAACUGACCACAACCCAUAUUCCCUGUCCCCAGGUGCAGCUGGGAGGGAUGGAGAUAGAGAAAAUCAGGAGUAAAGCCUUACUGUACUUUUAUGCCUGCUGCCUUACCUGAUGUGGUCGUUUACAUCGUAGAGGAAGAGUAAAUUGAGGAGAUUGUUAAAAAAAAAAAACCAAGCUGAAACUUCUCAGGAGUAAGUGAGUGAAAUUGAGUAACCCAGCAAAGUGUGAUGCUUUCCCCAACAUGAGGAAAAAAAAAAAGGCAAAACUUGAAAUAGCAAUAUGCUUCUUGAAUUGUAUGUUGCAGCAUAGGUUUGCCCUGUCUACAGUUCUUUUCAUCACCAUUGACAGAAGAACAGGACCCUAGAGACAAAACCUUCUAUUUUCUGCAGUUCAUAAUGCUACAGUCAAACUUCUAAGUGUACCACAAGUUACUGUUAAAUAAUAGGUCUGAAUUACCUCUGUAUCAGCAAGCGUCAUUUGCUUUCCUUCUAUAAUCUGACAUGGUUGCAAAGGGCCCAGGCUUUUCCUUAGUGAGGCUUUGUAAUAAGAGAACUGGCAUAUAGCACUUUUCAACCAUAGUUCAAGCACUUUUCUAAAAUAUAGCAUUAUUAUCUCAAAGAUAUGGAGGACAGAGGUCAUGUGGGCUUGCCCCAUUUCCCAAUAUAUAUCACUGACAGAGGCUGGAACAGCCAUCAGAGAGCAAUUUGCCUUUGUUUUAUUUUUAAUAAGGUCUGUUUUGGGAAGGAAAAAAAAAGGAAGCUAAAAGCAAACUUCUUAAUCAUAUAGGAGAUGAUGAAUCCCUUUUUCCUUAUUCGCUAAGUCUGUGGAGGUUUUCUUCUGUAGGCAGUGCCAGAUUUUUUUCCCCCCUUUAUUUUUUAAAGCGAAUGAUAACAGGAUUUUUAUAAUAGCUUUUGUCUUUAUUAGUAAGAUGGAGGUUUUCCAUUCGUUCUGGCUGUGGGUGCUAGCAUAUAAUGUACGGGGAAGGGCUGGCUGCUUCUUCCAGCUCUUCUGGUGUAUAAUCAAACACAGCCCGGCAUUGUGCAUCCCUCAAUCCUAUUUUCUUGUCAACACAGGUAGUAGAUUCAGAUGCAUGAGAAAGGUCCAUGUAGACCCAUGUGCUAGCAACAGGCGUGGACUCCAGGGUGAAUGUUCUGUGCUGUGGAAAGAUCACUGCCAGCCGCUCUUCUCCAAAUGCCACCCCUGUCCUUCCAAAGCCAAAACAUAAGAUAUACUUUCCAAUGGUGUCCAAGAAGAUGUCACUGUUCUACUGUUUCAGAAGCCCUAGUCUAGUCAGUUUGGACACAAAAACAGGAGGUGGAAACAUGUCAAUUGGAGCAUUGGUAGCACACCUCACAGAAGCCAUGCACCAGUUGUUUCCAGAUAAAGCACCACAUGGACAAGGUGAUGUGCAAGAGGCUGAUGGUUCAUUUUGCACUGUAGGUGCUACUGCAGGAUUCGUAUUGCAAAAUUAGGUUGUGUCAUGGUUGGAUGUUAUUCCCUUCUCUGUUACCUUCUCUGAGGAACACAAAAUAUGAAGGAAAAACUCUGGGAGGCCACCUUCUCUUCUGAAGAUGUCAGCUCUGCUCAGUGGAAUAAGGUGGCACUCAAUAACUAUCUUCACAUGUGAACGCUAAGAGUUCACAUCUUCUAAGUAGUGGAUCAGACACAGAAGUGUUUCAGCAUUCCAUUUCCCUGCCAUUAUCAGUCCUAAAAAUAGUCAUGUGAAUUCAUGAUCCCACAGGCAAAAUAAUUUGUUAAUCCCAAUGGGACCAGAAUUUUAUCUCAAAUAGUUAACUGCUUUCCAUUUCCUUUGACAUGUGAGAAGACUGAACAAGUGCUUGUGUGACUUACCAUGACUAACAGGUCUGCCACCUUCAUUUUCCAAAAAACAAGAAAGGAUGUAUCAAACGUAAAUUUGUGGGGUUUUUCUUCUUUUGGAAUACAGGAAAUGCUGCAGGCUCCCAACAUAUGCAUCUAUCUAAUCAAAUGUGUUAAAGUAUAACCUUAAAAUGAAAAUAUGCUGAAUGUGUAUUUAUGGAGGCAUAUGCAACUCUGUGAAAACUGGCAGUUUACUCUUUUGACAGUGAAUGUUGGCAGGAGUGGAAAGCUCUGUAGUGUACUAUCUCAGUAAUGUAAAAAGAGCUUGAAUACAAGAUGAAUUUAUUUCCUGUUUCUGGCCAAUUAAAAAGCACAUACAUGA
This is a messenger RNA of Calidris pugnax (ruff), 3680 nucleotides long. RefSeq names its product chromosome unknown open reading frame, human C5orf63. The record is from RefSeq and is a predicted model, not a curated record. The coding region runs from base 124 to 477 and encodes 117 amino acids. Lineage: Eukaryota; Metazoa; Chordata; Aves; Charadriiformes; Scolopacidae. The transcript is spliced from 5 exons.